ACACGGAAGUCAGCAAGACAACUGAUGAUGGCCGACUUGGAGGAAACUUGCGGAUGCGCUCUUAUUUUGUCAAACUUCUUUUUAUUGACUGCCGACGACGAAUGUUAUCCCUAAUAAAACAUUACAGCGUGGCUAUGUCGUCUUUUCGAGCCGUAGUGCUGGUCUUUUUGUCGGCGACAUCGGCCGCCGUCGCCAUUCUCGUCCAAACUGAGGCCCUGCCUCGUCCUCCGGCCGUGGCCGCCGCCGCCGUCAGCGUGUGCGCAUUGAUGGGGGUGUCGCUGUUGUUGAGGGACAUCCGGUCCAAGGUGAGAGGUGAAGGCCGGACGUUGGGGAGCUUGAUCGGCCAGUACGCAGCCGUCAAGGCCGUGGGCUGGCUGGGCAAGUGGCAGCGGGCCAAGUUGGAGGCCGACACGCUGAACGUGAGGAAGGCCCAGGAGGAGACGCUGUUGAGCCGCCUCCGGAAAAACGAGCACACGCUCUAUGGGAAACGUUUUGACUUUGCUUCUAUCAAAGAUAUUGACACCUUUCGCACUCAUCACCCGAUCACCACGUAUGAGCACUACCGUGACCUGGUGGGUCGUGUGGCGUCUGGGGAGGAGAGGGUGCUCACCGCGGAGAAGCCCCUAGUGCUGGCCAUGACGUCCGGGACAUCUGGGCCCAGCGCCAUGCUCCUCAGCACCAAGGACACCAACAGUGACUUUUUCCUUCGGGGUGUGGCGGUGUGCCUGGACACCAUGCGGCGAGCGUUCCCGGCCACGGACAGCCUGCAACGCACCACCAAGUUUUUCUACACGCCGACGUUCCGCCAAUCGGAGGCCGGCAUUCCCAUUGGGCCCAAUUCAUCCACGCCGGCCUCUUCUCGUCACAUGCUCCACCUCUACACCACACCACCGCCUGCCUUCCAGGUGACGAGCGAGAAGGACGCGCUAUACCUGCAUCUCCUCUUUGCGCUCAAAGAUCCCAGCGUGGGAACGCUCGAGUCCAACUUUGCCUCCACCGUCUUCUGCGCCUUCUCCACUUUGCAGGAGCGCUGGCAGGAGCUGACGGAGGACGUGGAGCGCGGGACGGUGAGCGGCGCUCUCCACCUGGAGCCGCGCGUCAGGGCUGAGCUGGAGGCCCUGACCCGGCCCGACCCAGAGAGGGCGGCUCGGCUCCGGGAAGACUUCGGCGCCGGCUUCCAUGGCAUCGCCGGACGCCUCUGGCCCCGCCUCAACUUAAUUCUGACCGUGGAUUCUGGCUCCAAUCAAAUCUACGGCGAGAUGCUGAGGGACGACUGCUGCAGCGGCAUCCCCUUCUACUCGCCCUUCUACGCGGCCACUGAAGGUCUGAUUGGGGUGAACCUUUGGCCCGAGGAGACCGGCCGGCGUUACCUGCUGUGUCCUCGCUCCAUGUUCUGCGAGUUCCUACCAGAGAGCCUUUUGGAGGAUGAGGCAGCGGCGGCCACGCUUCUCAUGGAGGACGUGAAGGAGGGACAAAACUACGAGCUGGUGGUCACCAACGCCGCCGGCCUCUUCAGAUAUCGCAUCGGCGACGUGGUGAAAGUGGUGGCGUUCCAUCACCAGUGUCCAAUUGUGGAGUUUCAAUACAGGCGCGGUCAGAUGCUGAACGUUCGCGGCGAGAAAUUGUCGGAGGCCUUGUUCCUGGACGCUUUGAAGGAAGCCGUGGCGCAGUGGCCCGCCGCUCGCCUGCUUGACUACUGCUGCGCCGAGAGCGGGAUUAUGGGGGAUUGUGUGGGCAGCUGCGACCCUCACUACCAGGUCUUCUUGGAGCUGACGGGCGUGAGGAACCUCAGCGAGGAGCAGCGCCACAAGCUGGACGUGUGCCUGCAGCGGGCGUCGGCCGUGUACCGCUCGUUCCGCAUCAAAGGCAGCAUCGGGCCGCCGAGGGUGCAGCUGGUGGGCCGCGGCGCCUUCGCCGAACUGCGCCAGCGCAUGAUGAGCUCCUCCCUCACCUCGGCCAACACCUUCAAAAUGCAGCGGGUGUUGCGGCGCAAGGAGGACGCCCGCUUCUUGCUGACCAGAACGGUUUCCUGAAGAAGGAAAUGAACUGAAUAAGACUUUUAGGAAGGAAAUGAAGAAUUUUACAAGCAUACUAAGUUGUACUUCAGGUAAAUGUGCAUUAUUGUUCUAUA
Hippocampus zosterae (dwarf seahorse) is the source of this 2131-nucleotide messenger RNA. It is a transcript of the gene ghdc, whose product is annotated as GH3 domain containing. The coding region runs from base 54 to 2033 and encodes 659 amino acids. NCBI's taxonomy places the organism in Eukaryota, Metazoa, Chordata, Actinopteri, Syngnathiformes, Syngnathidae. The transcript has 11 exons. The record is from RefSeq and is a predicted model, not a curated record. Gene Ontology annotation, molecular function: acid-amino acid ligase activity. Gene Ontology annotation, cellular component: cytoplasm.